CGGCCGGCCAGGCGCAGUGGCGGUUGAGGUGCUCCGACGCUGUCGCGCGUGCGGUGGGGCGUGUCGGUGGGAAGUCGCGGGGCCGGAGCUCGCGGAGCCGGCCGGGGCGAGCACGGUGAGGAGAGGCGAGCGGCGGCGGAGGGCGACCCGAGCCGGUGAGGUGGGGCGCCAUCCUUUCCCUCGUUGGCUUCCGCUGGGCCUGGAGGGGCAAACCCUGCCUUCACCCCGUAUAGAGCCCUGCUCUGCCCGACUCCCCGGGAUUUGUUUCUCUUCGCGAGAUAGCCAUGGAUGCUUCGACUCCUUUGCCUCCCGCAUCCCCUUCUCCGAGAUGCGACCCAGCCCCACAGACGAUCCACAUUGAGUUCCCUCAUCAUAGCUCUUCGCUGCUGGAAUCCCUGAACCGCCACAGGCUGGAGGGAAAGUUCUGUGAUGUAUCCCUCCUGGUUCAGGGCAGGGAACUUCGGGCUCACAAAGCAGUGUUGGCUGCUGCCUCUCCUUACUUCCAUGACAAGCUGCUCUUGGGGGACGCGCCCCGACUGACUUUACCGAAUGUCAUCGAGGCCGAUGCGUUCGAGGGACUGCUUCAGCUCAUUUAUUCAGGAAGCCUCCACCUGCCGCUGGACGCCCUCCCUGCCCAUCUCCUUGCAGCCAGUGGCCUUCAGAUGUGGCAAGUGGUAGAUCGGUGCUCAGAGAUUCUUCGAGAACUAGAAACGUCCGGUGGGAUUUCAGCGGGUGGAGGAGCCUCCAGCCUCACACUUCUUUCCACAACAUCUUCAGGAGGCUGGUGCAUUCGCUCUUCCCCUUUCCAGAACCCAGUACGCUCCACUGCUUCUACAGAGAAUUCUGUUUCUCCUGAGAGCCCUGCUGGAGGGGAGGGGAGUGAACUAGAAGGAAUGUUACAGAUUCAGGUGAAAGUAGAGGAGGAAGAGGAGCAGGGGUCAGCAGCCCCACUCUUUCAGACUCCUCAGCCCGAGAAAGUGUCAGGAGGGGUUUCCCAAGCUUGUGGAUCCCACCCAUUGCCUACACCUGCCCUUCCCAGCAAGCCUUCAGAGGAUGAGAACUCAACAGUAGAUCCUCCUGCAACAGUAGAUCCUCCUGCCCCUCCUGUACAAGCUUCCCAAAUCUUAUAUGUGAAUCAGGAAAACGUAGAGUGUAAGGAAGCGAUAUCAAGAGGCAAGACUCUGUCUGGAGGACCCAAAGAAAAGACCAAAGUACUAUCUGGAGAGGACUCUGAGGAGAAGGGGGAGCUAAGAUACUUGCUGUCCUCAGGAGGAGGGGAAACGUCUGGGGCAGGAGAUCCAUCGUGGAAGCCAGUGGAUCUUCAUGGGAAUGAAAUCCUGUCAGGGGGUGGAGGACCUGGAGGAACAGGGCAGGCUAUGCAUGGGCCUGUGAAGCUAGGAGGGACACCCCCUGCAGACGGGAAGUGCUUUGCUUGCUUGUGUGGAAAACGGUUUGCAGUAAAGCCGAAACGAGACCGACACAUCAUGUUGACGUUCAGCCUUCGCCCUUUUGGAUGUGGCAUCUGUAAUAAACGUUUCAAGUUGAAGCAUCACCUGACAGAGCACAUGAAGACCCAUGCUAGAGCUCUGCAUGCGUGUCCCCAUUGUGGCCGUCGGUUCCGUGUCCAGGCCUUCUUCCUUCGACACCGGGACUUAUGCAAGGGCCAGGGCUGGCCCACUUACCACUGGACUUACAAAUGACUACUGGUGCUCUAUAGUGAUUUCUAAGACAAGAUAGCCCCUGCUGCUGAUGGGCUCUUACCUUUGACCACCUCAGUCCUGGAUUGUAUAAUCAUUCCAAGAGAUUAUAUAUAUUGUUAUGAACCCUUACCCUUGGGUACGGGUCUCACCCUGGUAGUCCAGGUUCAGACAGACUAGAUCACUUCUGAUCACUUAACCUAAAUGGCCCUUUUUGUAUUGAGAGCCAGCGAAGGAACUGCUGACCUCAGAUCAGUGAGAGAAGGGUUGGCGCAUAAUCACCCAAUAACUCUUAGCUCGUCUUCAUGGGGAGGUGAGGGAGCUGGUCCCCAGCUAGUUGUACAUUUGAUUCAGAGCUCAAGUAAUUGCCAGACUCAGGUCUGAGCGGCCCCCCUCACUGUCUGCAGUACUCUGUGUCAGUAUUUCUGUCUUUUUCUUCCAGAUGCUUUUUAAGUUCUCACCAGUAGACACCUUUUCCAAAUAUCCUUUUAAAAAUGCUUGAGUGGGGCUGGAGAGAUGGCUCAGUUGUUAAGAG
This is a messenger RNA of Mus pahari (shrew mouse), 2232 nucleotides long. It is a transcript of the gene Zbtb9, whose product is annotated as zinc finger and BTB domain containing 9. The record is from RefSeq and is a predicted model, not a curated record. The coding region runs from base 285 to 1700 and encodes 471 amino acids. Gene Ontology annotation, biological process: regulation of transcription by RNA polymerase II. Gene Ontology annotation, molecular function: RNA polymerase II cis-regulatory region sequence-specific DNA binding; DNA-binding transcription factor activity, RNA polymerase II-specific; protein binding. Lineage: Eukaryota; Metazoa; Chordata; Mammalia; Rodentia; Muridae. The transcript has 2 exons.